CUCACUUUACCACUGGAGUGGGUUUGGCGUGAACAAUUUGCGCGCAAAUUAAGUAAAGUGUGACGUGAGUGGUUCGAUAACCAAAGUUCACGUUUUGCACCGAAGCUGGAUACCUGCCCUACGGACACACAAAUUGCGGUUCUUGGCGUGGUUUAAAGCUGUUCGAAUGAUGUCCACCCAAAAACACGGUGCGCCGGACUCUGGAACCAAUGACGGAUUCCCGCGAAAACGGUCUCUCGUACGUCAAGCCACGGACGUCGAAGACGACGACUCUUCUCCGUUCCCAUCGACGAUCGCCGACUUCGGAUACUUCUUCAACGAUUUUGGCCAGCUGAGGCACCUUAAGACCGGUGAGCCUUACCAGUUUUAUGUACGCUCGAACGACCACGGCUACAACCAGCGGCGCUACGAAGCUCUGGGGGACGUUAUCACCGAGCACGUUUACCAGCUCUUGGAGCAAGAGACGCACUUGACGCGAGUCACCGUGCCCGUCAACGCGCAUGAGGACGAGCCGAGAUCUUUUAUAUUCGUGUCUGAAGACGCGUUCACUAACAAGGACCGCUUGUUGAUUUUAAUACAUGGCAGCGGCGUCGUGCGAGCCGGUCAGUGGUCGCGGCGGCUCAUCAUCAACGACUCGCUCAAAAAAGGCACUCAGCUGCCUUACAUUCGGCGAGCGCAGGGGCUCGGUUACGCCGUCAUUGUGCUUAACACUAACGAUACUCACCGCGUAAUCGACGGCGUGCGCGUUCCAGUGCGAGACUGUGAAACUGCCGAGAAACACGGCCGCUACGUUUGGGAACACAUCGUCGAAAAACGGGCGCCCGCGCGUCACGUAGCCGUCGUGGCGCACAGUUUCGGAGGUGUCGUCGCCGUCAACGUGGCAACCGAGUUCUUCGCAUCGUUCUCGUCUCGCGUCUUCGCCGUCGCCCUGACGGACUCCGUCCACAGCUUCGCGCGCCAGAAGUCGCACCCGCGCGUCGCGCAGCUCUUCAGCCAGAUUGGGAGGAAUUGGGUGUCCAGUCCGGAACCCCUCGAUCGGCCCCUCAGGGAACGACACGACGGCACCGUUGACGUCAAGCGCGUCUCUGCUGGCACGGUCACCCACGAAAUGACGUCGUGGUCCAGCUUCGCGUCCGUCUUCGAGUUCCUGGAGACGGCGUACCACAAGAAGUCGUCCGGGAACGGAGAGCAGAACGAUUUGUAGUGAGGCGACGUAUGACAGCCUCCAUUUUUUUUUAUCCUUUUCGCUUCAUUUUUAUUUUUGACGUGACAAGUGCCUUCGGGAUGUAUGCUAUCAAAUGUCUGCAGUACGAGCGUGUACGAAUAAGCGUAACUUGGAGAUACAGCGAUAUGCAAAGUACCGGUAGUAGCCUUGCCUUUUUUGUUUACUUGCAGCACUCUUGUAAAUUAAUCAAGUACCUAUAUUUAGUGUAUAUUUCAGAGGUUGUACAGCAAAGUGUAGUUGUUGAAUGUUCAAGGCGGAGUCCUUGUGCCUUUUGCUCAAUGUGUGUUAUGAUAAGGAAAUGGUGUGGAGGAUGAGCAUUUCAGGAUGAAAAAAAAAAACAGUAUGUGGGGCUUCGUGUCUAACACUUUAAAUUAAUUUAACUAAAGCCAUUCUAGAACACUCACCAUCGAUAUCGAUUAAAAAGUAUCGAAUUUAGGAAGUGUGUGUAGGAUGUCUUUAUAGUAUAACAUAAUUUAGGUGUGCCUACAUGAGGAACUGCAUUAUUACAGCUGUAAAAGAGUUUAUUGGAGAACAAUUAUCGAUUAGGCUCAACGGUGACAGUCCAGGCAGAACACGGACUCCCAUCACAAGCGGCGUUCUUGUAGAAGGCAGCUGGAUAAGCAGACUCUCUAGAAGGUGCCAGAAGGGUCGACUCGUCACAGAGUUUCAAAGUAUCCUCGUACAGCCAAUGCCUUCUUAACUCCUGGCUGCAGUUGUACUGACUCGCAGCUCCCAUUCUCGGUGUGUUUAAAUAAUUGCCAUAUUUGCCUUUAUCACAUGUUUCCUGCUCUGCACCUUGUUACUCUAUGAAAAAAAGCUCGUUUGAUCAUUUUAUCCGUGACAAUAUAUUACAAGUAAUGCCGACACUAUUUUUCCCUAGCUCUUGUAACUGUUGGGCUUCCAAGAUUACUCUUGAUCUGCCACGGGUUGCAUUUGAACUGACCAUUGGAGGCAAUCAAUUAGGCUAUAAAAUAGCACAUAGAUUACAUAAUAAAUAACAUAGCUAUGAAUCUGCUUAUCAUUGUGAAAUAAUGAAUCUUCUUUCACAACAGUGAAGACCAGACCAGCCCGUCGGCAUGCAUGCCUUGUGUGACCUUCUGGGCCUUGCAAAGUCUAUGAAGUAGUUUUUCAUAACCAGGUCAACUCUGCCUCAAGUCCUUAUCACCUGUGACAAGGAUGCCCUCUUAAUAUCCAAAGAAAAGUAUCUCGAUAAAGUUAUACAAACCAUCAUUUCCACUGGUCAAAUCCAGGCGAAGUUUUUGUCGUCAUAAACUGUGAACUUGCUUUCCAGUGGUUUGUAUAAGUGUAUGCAGCAUUGCACUGCAACUCCAGCACUCAAUUGCUGCUGUACUGUAGUGUAUGGCAUUAUGUUUUAUUUUAGCAGAUUAGGUAUAUUGAAAGUUAAGCUCUCACUUCAGAUAUCGGGCAAUCCUUCAAACACAACUGGAACUAACCACGAGAUCUUUUGAACUGGAAUGUUCGCUAAGGGGGGUCAAAUGGGAUUGUUUGCCUCUAAUGUUCCUUUAAGUGUGGUAUGGUGUCUAGUACUUAUGUUUGAUCACCCGAGAAGUAGGAGAGCCCUAGAUACAUCUGUUUUGCUACCUCACCAUUUGGGUUAUCUAUUGUGCUUGCCAAUGUUGUAUAGAGUGAGAUGACCACAAGGCAACAUGCACUUUGUAUAGAAAGGACAUUGUGCAUGAAACAUCACCAAAAAUGUAUUUUGUGAUAUUUAAAUUUGUAUGCACAUUAACUUGGAGCAUAACUUUUUCAAUGACUGUUACCGUUGGGAGGAUACCAAGGGGAACAUAAACUGGAACGUUAGCGCAAAUGUUUGGCAAAGCUUAGCUAGAAUUAGCAUGAAGAGCUGUGUUAUUAUGCCAAACUCUAUUUUCUGGCACAGUAUCUUUCACUGUGGCUGUCUCACCAAGCUUUGUGAAUUCCUGAAAAACAAUCUACAGCUAAAGUUACUAAGUAAUACCCCUGUCACACGUGGCAACUUAAGUGCACUUCGAGUGAGUACACUUAGCAGCAAGUGUCAUUUGCGCGGUGUCACACGGGCAAAAUUAAGUGUCACUCGCUGAAAAGUACACUUGCUGGCUAGUGCGUUCCCCAAUCUCACUUCUCUGCUACGACGUGUGUAGCCUCAGUACCAGUGGCUUGCACAGAAAUACGCUGUUGCCUAAAGCGCCGCUUAUACUACAUAUAAAUUGUUUUCGUUAUAAGGGAUGCUGCUAUGUAUUAAAACAAGUCGUAAAUCAACAACUGUUCUUGCUACGUGCACUCUCGGGCAGUUUGCGGCCACGUCCGCCAGGGGGGUUGCGGCAGCACAUGCUGUGCUAUGGCUGCAUCAAUCGCGUUGUUUGCUUUCAGGCACACUUGCAAAUGUGUAGGCAAGUCGUUCUCCACAGUUUACGAUGGCGUGUGCCACUGGUGCUACUUCCACGAAGACAACGUGGUCCGACGUAACAAAUAUACAUUGCGCUACAAACCCAGCAAUUGCCACUGUCAUCAUUUCCAAAGUACACUUUGUUUUGUCGUGUAGCAGCCAACUGCCAAAAUGACACUUUGUAAGCGUAAGUACACUCACCCAAAGUGCACUUAAGUUGCCUCGUGUGACAAGUAUAAGCCAUGCCUCUGACUGUGAGUGCACGUUGUAUUUAGGUUACCAGAUACCACAGCGUUAGCUUUCUUCAUGCGAUGCUUAUCAGUUCAAUUAAUGCUGGUUGUCUCUUCAAAAACUUGUAGCACUGAAAAACAUGAUUAAACAAGGAAGGAAAUGGGCCAUCAUUCACAGCACCAGUUGUAUAACAAGAUAUAUAUGCAUUUGGCAAUCUUUCUUCAAUGUUUCUAGUGUACAACAUCGUGGCAGUUGCUAGCCUAAUUAUAUAAUAACAAAAUCGAUCGCCAAGGUCUUACACUAUCUUUGGUGCUUGUUGAUUGGACUACCAAAAGAGAAAUAUUGCUUCGGACUACUCUACGAGAGCCAGAAUUUAUUGUACAUAUUAAGGAACCUGCUCAUUUUCCUAUAUUUUGAGCACAGAUCAAGCGCUUAAUGUUGUGAUAAGUUUGUGCCUUUGUUUCAUUUCACCAUCCUAUUUCUCUGUUUGUUAACUGGGAACAGUAUUCUGCCUAUAAAUGUUGUUUGUGUCAACACUUGUAUUUUGUAUUGACCACAUUCCGUGCCCUUCCUUGACGGUGCGACUGUGGUGCAUGAAGCUUGUGAAGCUAGUUUUGUCUUGGUCACAGUAUGCAUUGUCAAAGCUGACAACAUAGAUGUGUUGUGUAACAUUUCUUACUUUAUUACUGUUAUAAACCACUGUAGUGCAAAUUAGCUCAGAUAUAAGCUCUUUUAAUUAGAUAUUUUAUCCUUUGUUCUUAUCGCUAUUCUUGGUGUACAGAUUCUUGGCUGAAUUUCGUGCAAUGCUUCCCUUCAAUAUCAAUAUAUUUCCUUAGCACUCAAGAGUGUUUUGGUAUCCUAACCACCGGCACAUGUUUUAUUAAAAAAAGUGUUUUUAUUGUAGCAUUUGUUUCGUUGUAUUACAGUGCUCUUUUGUAAUAAAAUCAUUUGAAGC
This is a messenger RNA of Rhipicephalus microplus (southern cattle tick), 4797 nucleotides long. Its product is annotated as cotranscriptional regulator ARB2A homolog. Gene Ontology annotation, cellular component: nucleus. Gene Ontology annotation, molecular function: siRNA binding. The record is from RefSeq and is a predicted model, not a curated record. NCBI's taxonomy places the organism in Eukaryota, Metazoa, Arthropoda, Arachnida, Ixodida, Ixodidae. Gene Ontology annotation, biological process: regulatory ncRNA-mediated heterochromatin formation.